ACUGCCGUUUCCCUCAUCGACAAGAAUACGGGGGAAGAGUUGCCGAUUGAGACGAAUCGCUAUUAUUCGGUGCAAAACCAAAAGACAUCAAAGUUUCUCAUUUGGUUCGGACGGAACGGUACUAUAGCUGAGGGUUGGCAUCAAAGUCAACGGACAGCCAAAUACUACCAUAUAUUCAGUCAAAUACCCGACCAGUCGGAGCACUGGUAUAAAAUGAGUCACCAUUUCGGAAGCCAUGUGGUGAAAGUGACGAAAGCACCGGUAGAUGGAUAUUAUCUCAUUUAUGAUAGGGAUUGUGGCAAUGGUGAUAAUCCCAUAGGUGACCUGGAUGACCAUGUCAAGUCCGUGAGUCUGGUCGACAAAAACACGGGCGAAGAGAUGCCCAUAAAAUCCAAUACCUAUUACUCGAUACAGAACCACAAGACCCAGAAGUACUUGAUAUGGUUUGGCAAGAAUGGCACAGUGACCGACGCACCCGAUAGUAAGCAAGGUCGCUUUUGGCACACAUUCACCCUCAUUGCCAACCAGACGGAGCACUGGUAUAAAAUGAACCACUAUUUCGGUAGUCAUAUCGUAAAACUAUCCAAAGCUCAUGAGGACGGCUAUUAUCAGAUCUAUAAUAAAAAUUGCUAUAACGGCGAUAAUCCGAAUAGUGACUCGGAUGAGUUUGGCAAUAUAAGUUGCCUGGAGCCUAAAACCGAGGGCGAUCACCAGGAGUUUCAUUGGAAGUUCAGUGAAAAACCUUAUACUACCCUACAAAAGGUUGGCAUCAUUGAUAUCAACACUAGUAAAAAGCUUCCGAUUAAGACAUAUACGGAUUAUUCGCUACAAAACCAAAAGACGGGUCGUUAUCUGAUAUGGGGUCCAAACGCCGGUGCUGUCAAUGGUCCACCCGAUCCCAAGAAUGACACAUGGUGGCAUAACUUCACCUUUCUCACCACGCCCACACCUUCCUACUAUCGUAUGAUUCAUGGUGUCGGUGCGGUACAUGUCGUACACGUGUCCACUGCCCCGGUUAGCGGGUACUACAGGUUUUAUAAUAAGGACUGUCCCGAAGCUAACGGCUCCUCGCACCCAAACAGUGAUUAUAAUUCAAAUGGUUAUAUCUGGUGCGAUAUGCCUACACCGGGCCUACAAAAGGAUGGUAUCAUUGAUAUCAACACUAAUAAAAAGCUUCCGAUUAAGACAUUAACGGAUUAUUCGCUACAAAACCAAAAGACGGGCCGUUAUCUGAUAUGGAGUCCAACGUUCGGUGCUGUCAAUGGUCCACCCGAUCCCAAGAAUAACACGUGGUAUCAUAACUUCACAUUUCUCACGUCACCCACACCUGCCUACUAUCGUAUGAUUCACGGUGCCGGUGCCGUACAUGUUGUACACGUGUCCACUGCCCCGGUUAGCGGGUACUACAGGUUUUAUAAUAAGGACUGUCCCGAAGCUAAUGGCUCGUCGCACCCGAAUAGUGAUUAUAAUUCAAAUGGUUAUAUCUGGUGCGAUAUGCCUACACCGGUGGUCCCGGAGCCCAUAAUAGACAGAAAUACCGGGGAGGAGUUGCCGAUAAUGACUCACACCUACUAUGCCAUACAGAAUCAGAGGACCAGUAAGUACUUGAUAUGGUUUGGCAAAGCGGGCACUCAGGCCGAGGAUCUGGAUUAUAAUAAACCCAAGUUUUGGCAUAUAUUUCAUAAACUGGACAAAGGGUGGUAUAAAAUGUAUCACCACUUCUGGAGUCAUACCGUUAAGAUUGGCAAAUCACAUACAGAUGAAGGCUUUUACCAGAUUUAUAAUAGAGAUUGCUACAGCGCUGAGCACCCGAAUGGCGACGCCGACGUGAACGGCACUAUCAAGUGCUUCAUACCGGAUGUCAAAAGCGAUUACUCGGAGUUUAAUUGGCGUUUCCUUCCCAAACAGGGCUCCAAAAAGGCUACAGAUGUCGAUGACAUGAAGCCAUCACCCGACCGGCCCAACCCACUAUUCAAAGCACUGGUACCUAUCGGUGCCCUUAUAAUCUUAGGCAUUGUCUUAUAUGUGGUAAAACAUAAGGGUAUUCCUGGUGAGGGGUCCCAGCCUACUGUUACCUAUAUCCAUAGUAAUCCAGCCUAUAUGCCCGAACCUACCAACACUCAAAUUACUACUGUACCACAACAAGAGCAUAAUAAUAAUGUUAACAAGUCAUUUUAUUGA
Molecule: messenger RNA, 2181 nt
Organism: Oppiella nova
Lineage: Eukaryota; Metazoa; Arthropoda; Arachnida; Sarcoptiformes; Oppiidae
Source: the annotation of a GenBank genome assembly